Molecule: messenger RNA, 3036 nt
Organism: Capsella rubella
Lineage: Eukaryota; Viridiplantae; Streptophyta; Magnoliopsida; Brassicales; Brassicaceae
Product: neutral ceramidase 1
Exons: 10
Coding region: 505-2847 (780 amino acids)
Biological process (GO): sphingosine biosynthetic process; long-chain fatty acid biosynthetic process; ceramide catabolic process
Cellular component (GO): extracellular region
Molecular function (GO): N-acylsphingosine amidohydrolase activity
Source: RefSeq, a predicted model, not a curated record
GCAUGUUAGAAACAGCAUCUCCCUGAUCAUCCUCUAUAGUUAUCUUCAAGUUUCUGUUUAUCUUUUGCUUGUAAGAGAUUAGGGGGAAAAGUUAUGUUCUGUGUCUAGUUGUUUUUUUUUUUUUAAUUGUAAAUAUGGUUACCAACUUUGAUCAGUUUCCAAAUGAGGAAGAAUCUCGUUUAUUAAGACGAACUGGAUUUUCGGAUUUCAGUUGGAUUUUCUUGUGUUUCAUGUUUUUGAUCGUCUUAUGCUUUGUGAUGCUCCUUUUCGGCUUGUAAUUUGGCUUUUUGUACAAAAAAGACUAUUCAUUUCCACACAAAAAAAAAUUCUCUUGAAUCUUGAUUGAGCCUUUUAGGUGUUGGAUUGUCUAUAUUACACACAUGCCAUUCAUGUUUAUCGAUGGAGAGUAUUUGCGGAUGCAAAAUCUGUUUUGUGUAGAAAGAUAAAUCCUUUUAAAGUUUUUUAUGACGUAGGAGGUUAUGCGAAGUGGUGAGGAACUUCGCUAUGAUUGAUCUAUCUCUAGCCAGAUUAUGGAGCACCUGUUUUCGUAGUUUCUUCUACAUAUCGGCUGUGCUUUUUCUGCUCACCAGCGUAGGAGUUUACUCCUCUGACUCUGAGUAUUUGAUUGGACUGGGAAGCUAUGACAUUACUGGCCCGGCGGCUGAUGUUAAUAUGAUGGGUUAUGCUAACAUGGAGCAAGUAGCAUCUGGUAUUCACUUCAGGCUCCGAGCUCGGACAUUUAUUGUCUCUGAGCCUCAAGGGAAGCGGGUUGUGUUUGUUAACCUUGACGCAUGUAUGGCUUCACAAAUUGUAACACUAAAAGUGAUUGAGAGACUCAAGGCAAGAUAUGGGGACCUAUAUACAGAAAAGAAUGUUGCCAUCACUGGUAUCCACACCCAUGCCGGUCCAGGGGGGUAUCUUCAGUAUGUGGUGUAUAUUGUAACAUCUCUUGGAUUUGUUCGUCAGUCAUUUGAUGCCCUUGUAAAUGGAAUUGAGAACAGUAUCAUACAAGCUCAUGAAAAUCUUCGUCCUGGAUCAAUUUUCAUCAAUAAUGGUGAACUCUUAGAUGCUGGUGUUAACCGCAGUCCAAGUGCAUAUCUUAAUAAUCCUUCAGAAGAAAGAAGUAAACACAAGUAUGAUGUUGAUAAAGAAAUGACUCUUCUAAAGUUUGUGGAUGAUCAAUGGGGUCCAGUAGGUAGUUUCAAUUGGUUUGCUACCCAUGGAACUUCCAUGAGUCGUACAAACUCUUUGAUCAGUGGGGACAACAAGGGUGCUGCAGCACGAUUUAUGGAGGAUUGGUUUGAACAGAACACUGCUGAAAACUCCUACUCGGAAGAGUUUAUCUCAGAUGAGAUACCUAGAAGAGUUUCAAGCAUAAUCGAGGAUCAGGACAACCAUGACGAGUUGUUAGAGCUUGCAUCUUACUUUAAGUCACAACCUGGUAGGCCUGCAACUAGAAUUUCAAGUUCUGCAAGGCGGGUGAGGAGUGCUCUGAGGAAGGCGGACAUGCCUGGCUUUGUUUCAGCUUUCUGUCAAACGAACUGUGGUGAUGUUAGCCCAAAUGUGCUUGGAGCCUUUUGCCUAGACACUGGUCUUCCUUGUGAUUUUAAUCACAGUACAUGUGGUGGGCGAAAUGAGAUGUGCUAUGGGCGUGGACCAGGUUAUCCUGAUGAAUUUGAGAGUACAAAUAUAAUCGGCGAGAGACAAUUCAAGAUGGCUUUGGAUCUUUUUAACAAAGCAUCUGAACAGCUACAAGGGAAGGUUGAUUACCGCCAUGUUUAUGUUGACUUUUCACAGCUCAAUGUGACACUUCUAAAAGAAGAUGGGAAUUCAGAAGUUGUUAAAACAUGUCCUGCGGCAAUGGGAUUCGCUUUUGCUGCUGGAACCACUGAUGGACCAGGAGCAUUUGAUUUUACACAAGGAGAUGAUAAGGGGAACCCUUUCUGGAGAUUGGUGAGAAACGUUCUUAAAACACCGGACAAGAAACAAAUCGAUUGUCAUUACCCAAAACCCAUCUUGCUUGACACUGGAGAAAUGACAAAGCCAUAUGAGUGGGCUCCCUCAAUUCUUUCACUGCAAAUUCUGCGUAUUGGACAACUUUUCAUUCUCAGCGUUCCUGGAGAAUUUACAACUAUGGCUGGAAGGCGUCUCCGUGAUGCAGUGAAGACACAACUUAAAAUCAGUGGUAAUAAAGAAUUGAAUGGUGAGAUUCACGUCGUGAUAGCUGGGUUGGCUAAUGGUUACUCACAAUAUGUGUCUACCUUUGAGGAGUACCAAGUGCAAAGAUAUGAGGGCGCGUCUACAUUGUUUGGCCCACACACCCUUAGUGGCUACAUUCAAGAAUUCAAGAAACUCUCCAAAUCUCUCAUCCUUGAUGUACCUGUUCAACCGGGGCCUCAACCGCCGGAUCUCCUUGACAAGCAACUGAGCUUCCUCACACCAGUCAUGAUGGACACAACUCCUGACGGAGACAGUUUUGGGGAUGUAAUCUCGGAUGUUCCUAAAAACCUGUCUUUGAAGAGGGGAAACGACCAGGUGACUGUUGUAUUCCGGUCAGCUUGCCCUAGAAACGAUCUACUGACAGAAGGGACGUUUGCUCUGGUGGAGAGACUAGAGCAGAAGGAGAAGACUUGGACCCCAGUUUAUGACGACGAUGAUCUAUGUCUGAGGUUUAAAUGGUCGAGGCCUAAAAGGCUGAGCUUCCGAAGUCAGGCCACUGUGGAAUGGAGAAUCCCCGAGUCUGCAUCACCAGGGGUUUACAGGAUCACUCAUUUUGGGGCUGCAAAGAAGCUCUUUGGGUCAGUCCACCAUUUUACAGGCUCUUCUAGUGCUUUCGUUGUAACAUAAGUAGAUGUAGUCAACUUGUAUUAUAUACUAGGUUUACCUGAUGCACUGUCUUGUGCACUUACAUGUACUACACAAAUGUAGUCAGAUAGUAGAAUGGUGUCAAAGAAUUGAUGUAGAGAAGUGUAAUGGAACCCAAUAUACCAUUUCAUGUAAAUGUUCAGGCAUUUUGAUAUAAAUUAUCUUGCAAAA